UACAAUGACACUGUCGGGAGUAAAAUAAUAAUUGUGAACGCACCCAGGCAAUUAUUUAAAUAAUUCAUUACCUAUUUCGCUUGAUUCAUGAAUGAUUCAUUAUGGAAUUUUUUGGAAUAUCUCUAUACGGACCUCAAAAUUAUAUUAGAGAUGCAUUAAAAGAUAAUUACAAAGAGCCUACAUCGAAGAAAGAAGUUAAAUCUUUAAUGGAAAAAGUUAUUCGAAAUUCUACGCUUCCUAAAACGAUUCAAAGGCCUGAUAUAGACACUGUCAGGAUCAUCGAUGUGUAUAUUGGCAGAGUCGACGGUUUCGCUUAUGGUUCGUCGCAACGAUUCAUGAAAAUGAAACGUAAGGGCGUCAUAAAGCCUGUUGGCCCAGCAGAUAUGUAUAGGCUACCACCAACCACAUCACUUGAGUUUGGAUGGUGGCAACAUGAUCCAGCGAUAACAAAUUCGAAUUGGCACGUAACAUAUCCACGAUACCCUCAACCUAUAUCUCCAGAUAGUCGUGUUCUAGACAUAGUCAAAAAAAAUAAUAAAUAUGCUACUCUGUUUUGAAUAAACAUUUUGAGCACUAACU
Molecule: messenger RNA, 579 nt
Organism: Maniola jurtina (meadow brown)
Lineage: Eukaryota; Metazoa; Arthropoda; Insecta; Lepidoptera; Nymphalidae
Exons: 3
Coding region: 102-557 (151 amino acids)
Source: RefSeq, a predicted model, not a curated record